AUGUAUGCUGAUGAUGUGAAACUCUUUGAUGUGGUGAAACCUGGUCUGGGGCAUGUGGCUUUGCAGGGCUCACUUGACAGGAUUGAUGAAUGGUGCCUCAAUAAUGGUAUGGCCUUGAAUGAUGCCAAGUGUGUCAUGAUGUCUUUUAGGCGUGGAUCUAACGUACUUGACUUCCAGUACUUUUUGAGGGGUGCUCCAUUGAAGAGAGUGUUGAAAUUCAAGGACUUGGGCGUUGUUAUGAGUCCUUCUCUUAGUCCAUUGGAACAUAUUUGUGGUAUGACGUCUAGAGCUGGGUCUUUGCUUGGUUUCAUUUUCAGGUCCUCAAGAGAUUUCAGAUCUCUUUAUAGCCUCUUGGUCCUGUUUAGGGCUCUGGUUCUGCCUGUCCUGGAGUAUGCAUCGGUUGUCUGGUCGCCUUAUCAUCAGUAUCAGAUAGAUCAGCUGCAUAGGGUGCAGAGGCGAUUUGUAAGAAUGCUUGGCUGUAGGAUGGGAUUUGCCUACUUUGAUGUUUCUGUGAUGGAAUUGGAGAAUCGUUUCGGACUCUUACCUUUGGCUCAAAGGAGAAGACUCAAUGAUCUGGUGCUUCUUUUUAAGUUGGUGAAUGGGACAUUGGACUGCCCUGAAUUACUGGCUGGCAUUGAUAUUUGUGCUCCACGAGGGACCCGUUCCAGGACCAUUUUCCGCAGAUGCCUUCAUACUACUGCCUAUACCUAUAACAGUGGACUGUCUAGGAUAUUACGAUCGGGCUGUGAGGCUGCUGCAGCUGGAAUAGAAUUCUUUGGUGUGUCUGCUAUGGCUUUCAAGGGAGCGGUUUUACAGCUGGGUCUAUAG
Molecule: messenger RNA, 828 nt
Organism: Nilaparvata lugens (brown planthopper)
Lineage: Eukaryota; Metazoa; Arthropoda; Insecta; Hemiptera; Delphacidae
Exons: 1
Coding region: 1-828 (275 amino acids)
Source: RefSeq, a predicted model, not a curated record